Messenger RNA from Equus caballus (horse), 4693 nucleotides. NCBI's taxonomy places the organism in Eukaryota, Metazoa, Chordata, Mammalia, Perissodactyla, Equidae. The record is from RefSeq and is a predicted model, not a curated record.
CGUGCGAGUCCGGGAGGGAAGCGGUGGCGGCGGCAGGAAGGGCGCCAGCUGCGGCGGCAGCUUCGGCGGCGGCGGGUGUCUGCUCGGUGGUCCGUCCGGCAGUCCCCAGCCCCAGGACGGAGGACGUAGUCCCGAGCGGCCCCGCAGCCCCGGGCGCUGGCUGGGACGAGCCAGCGCCUCCGGCCGCAGGACGGGCCCGGGGCGGGAUGUAGGGCGCUGGCGCGGAGGCCGCCGGCGCGGCGGGGACAGCGCGGAGGGCGCGCCGAGGAUGGAGAGAGCGAUGGAGCAGCUCAAUCGCCUGACGCGCUCGCUGCGCCGCGCGCGCACCGUGGAGCUGCCGGACGAUAAUGAAACUGCUGUUUAUACAUUAAUGCCAAUGGUCAUGGCUGAUCAACACAGGUCUGUUUCUGAACUACUAUCAAAUUCAAAGUUUGAUGUCAAUUAUGCAUUUGGACGUGUGAAAAGAAGCUUGCUUCACAUUGCAGCAAACUGUGGAUCGGUGGAAUGCUUGGUUCUGCUGUUGAAGAAAGGAGCAAAUCCAAACUAUCAAGAUAUCUCAGGCUGUACGCCCCUGCAUUUGGCAGCUAGAAAUGGGCAGAAGAAAUGCAUGAGUAAAUUAUUAGAAUACAGUGCUGAUGUCAACAUUUGUAAUAAUGAAGGCCUUACAGCAAUACACUGGCUGGCUGUGAAUGGGCGGACAGAACUACUCCAUGACCUUGUACAGCACGUCAGUGACGUUGACGUUGAGGACGCCAUGGGGCAGACGGCGCUGCAUGUGGCCUGCCAGAAUGGUCACAAGACGACAGUGCAGUGCUUGCUAGACAGUGGUGCCGAUAUUAACAGGCCAAAUGUGUCAGGAGCCACUCCACUGUACUUUGCUUGCAGCCAUGGUCAGAGAGACACAGCCCAGAUUCUUCUAUUACGAGGAGCCAAAUAUCUGCCAGAUAAAAAUGGAGUAACCCCUCUGGAUUUGUGUGUACAGGGUGGAUAUGGGGAGACGUGUGAAGUGUUAAUUCAGUAUCACCCUAGGCUUUUCCAGACAAUUAUUCAAAUGACACAGAAUGAAGAUCUCCGAGAAAACAUGUUACGGCAAGUUCUGGAACAUUUGUCUCAACAAAGUGAAAGCCAGUACCUGAAGAUUCUAACAAGCCUUGCUGAAGUGGCCACAACAAAUGGUCAUAAACUGCUUAGCCUAUCUAGUAAUUAUGAUGCCCAAAUGAAGAGCCUUUUAAGGAUUGUGAGGAUAUUUUGUCAUGUCUUCCGAAUUGGUCCAUCCUCUCCCAGUAAUGGAAUCGAUAUGGGCUACAACGGGAAUAAAACUCCAAGAAGCCAGGUGUUCAAGCCUCUUGAAUUGCUUUGGCACUCAUUAGAUGAGUGGCUAGUUUUAAUAGCUACAGAAUUGAUGAAAAACAAAAAGGACUCGACGGAUAUCACUUCUAUUUUACUGAAACAGAAAGGCCAAGAUCAAGAUGGUGCUUCCAUUCCUCCAUUUGAACCUCCAGGAGCCGGGAGCUAUGAAAAUCUAUCCCCUGGCACAGGGGAAUCUAAACCAGAUGGUCUUGGAGGGAAGCAGGAAGCCAGUGCAGACUGUCAGGAUGUGAUUUCCAUGACAGCCAACCGGCUAAGUGCUGUCAUUCAAGCUUUUUACAUGUGCUGUUCUUGUCAGAUGCCUCCAGGAAUGACUUCACCCCGUUUCAUUGAAUUUGUCUGCAAACAUGAUGAAGUUUUAAAAUGCUUUGUUAACAGAAAUCCCAAAAUUAUAUUUGACCACUUUCACUUUCUUCUUGAAUGUCCUGAAUUGAUGUCAAGAUUCAUGCAUAUCAUAAAAGCACAGCCAUUUAAAGAUCGCUGCGAAUGGUUCUAUGAACAUUUGCAUUCAGGACACCCGGAUUCAGACAUGGUGCACAGGCCAGUGAAUGAAAACGAUAUCCUGCUGGUUCACAGAGAUUCUAUUUUUAGGAGUAGCUGUGAAGUUGUGUCAAAAGCCAACUGUGCAAAGCUAAAGCAAGGAAUUGCUGUACGGUUCCAUGGAGAAGAAGGCAUGGGUCAAGGUGUUGUGCGUGAGUGGUUUGAUAUUCUGUCUAAUGAAAUAGUCAAUCCCGAUUAUGCAUUGUUUACCCAGUCAGCUGAUGGAACAACUUUUCAGCCUAAUAGCAACUCCUAUGUCAAUCCUGAUCACUUGAACUAUUUCCGGUUUGCUGGGCAGAUCUUGGGAUUAGCUUUGAACCAUAGGCAGCUGGUCAACAUUUACUUCACAAGGUCAUUCUACAAGCACAUUCUUGGUAUUCCUGUAAAUUACCAAGAUGUGGCAUCCAUUGAUCCAGAAUAUGCCAAAAAUUUGCAGUGGAUUUUAGAUAAUGAUAUCAGUGAUCUGGGUCUAGAAUUAACAUUUUCUGUGGAGACUGAUGUGUUUGGAGCAAUGGAAGAGGUGCCUUUGAAACCUGGAGGUGGAAGUAUUCUUGUGACACAAAAUAACAAAGCGGAGUAUGUCCAGCUUGUUACUGAACUUCGAAUGACAAGAGCCAUCCAGCCUCAGAUCAAUGCUUUUUUACAGGGCUUUCAUAUGUUCAUUCCGCCGUCCCUCAUACAACUCUUCGAUGAAUACGAGUUGGAGCUGCUGCUUUCUGGCAUGCCAGAAAUUGACGUGAGUGAUUGGAUGAAAAAUACAGAAUACACCAGUGGCUAUGAAAGAGAAGAUCCGGUUAUUCAGUGGUUCUGGGAAGUGGUGGAAGACAUUACUCCAGAGGAGCGAGUUCUUCUCCUGCAGUUUGUUACUGGCAGCUCCAGGGUCCCACACGGUGGAUUUGCUAAUAUCAUGGGUGGAAGUGGAUUGCAAAACUUCACAAUUGCUGCUGUGCCAUAUACUCCAAAUCUCCUACCAACCUCAAGCACAUGCACGGCCACCAACAGAUGAGUAGUAUGGUUACACAACCAGGAACUGAACCCAGGCCCUGGAAGAGCAUGCUGAACUUUUACCACCAGGCCAUUGAGGCCAGCCCAGUUUUCCCUUUUUUUUAAUAACAAAAGUGGUACUUUCUUGAAGUGGGGAAAUCUGGAAAGCAUGGAUUCAUGUACCAACUUGGAAAAAAUAAUAAAUUAUAGUUCUACUACUCAACAAGUUGUAUUUGCUUCUAGUCUUUCUCAAUGCAUUUAUUCCGUGGUUGAGUUCAUAAAAAACAUAGCAUUUAGUAUCUUUUUUUAUUUAUUCAGCAUUGUAUUUUAAACAUUUCACAUGUCAUCACAACUUACUUGUAAACGUUUUUUAAAUGGUGGCGUAAUAUUCUAUUGUGUGGGUGUAUCAUAAUUUACUUGACCAUGUCUCUAAAGUUUUUAGCCCUUAGAUUUCUGAUAUUUUUGCUUUUGUAAAUAACAGGUGAUCUUUUUCAACACCAGUUAUAGUCGAGGAGUGGUAAUGUUUACUGGGCUAUUUGUUGAAAUGGCUGUCAGUUGCUCCGUGGUUGUGGAAUUACUGUUUGAAGGCUCGAGAAUGGGCUGUUGGAACACUGAACCCUUUGGUAGGUCAGACCAGAUGGGAUUGUUCUACCAGCACAACUGGGGCUGUGUGCCCCACCCGAGUGUGAAAGUGUUAAAAAGAGAAUCACAAAGGUGUGACCAAGGUACAUUCAUUUGAGUAAUUGCUUGCUUCCGGUCUUCUUCCCAAGAAUAGGGAAGGAAACUCAUCUUCAAAUGAACCAAGCCCCUUCCUCAGGACCCAGAACUUCAGCGUUUCCUAGUAUGUUACAUAGCUCAGCUACAUCAGGAGUCAUGCUCUUAUGGGUUAAACUAGAAACCUAACCUCCAUUGAUAAAGUUUCCCAGAAAUGGACUUACAUGGUGUUGGACUGCAACCCUUUUGUCAUUUGGAGAAUUUAUAUAUAACAGUUGUCUCUGUGAAUGCGUUUUUAGCUGAUAAUAAAAUUUUGGUUAUUUUCACCACAAUUUCGGUGUAUGGCAGUAUAUCAGAUUUUUUUUCAUGUGAAACACUCUUCUUUCUUGUGCACUUCCACAGUUGUUAGGCAGCAAAACUCACUUUUAAGGUUAACAAUAGUAUCAGAAAUCCCAAUUUUAUAGUGUGGUUUAAAGCUGUUUUAAUGUGGACAGAUUUCCUUAGAAUGUCCUUUGUGAAAUUCUUAGGUCCUGGGUUAUGGUUACCUGCCUAUAGGUCCAGUGCAAAUUGGCACAAAUUUAUUUAAUUUAUAAUCAGUCCUCAUUAUUUUACCAAUGAGAAAAUUGAAGAACAGAGAGGUGGUAACUUGCUUAAGGGUUUCAGGGCUAUUUAACCAAACUAGAAUUUAAACCUAGAUUUUCUGAUUCUUAGUCCACUAGGUUUUCUUUUACUCCAUGCUGUCUCUUUAUGACAUAACUGCAUAAUAAAAAGACUCUUUUAGAAAAACACCUGCAGCCUAUUAACAGUCAUGUAAGACAAGCCUGUUGGGAAACUAUAACUUAAUAAGCUGAUAGUUAAGAAUGAUUAAUAGGACUAUAUUUCUUCUCUCCCACUGUGCCACAAUAAGCUAGGGUGGGUAUUUUACCAUCUCAAGAUGAAAAAGAACAGAUGUAUUGUCAGAUCAUAGAUCAUGGGUAGUCAUUAACUUUUAUUAUCUUUAUAAAAAUGUUCAAUUUCAAGCAUACUUGGUACUUGGAAAUACGUUGUGCAUCUAAUGUUGCAAAACCAUUAAAACCAUAAACGGAGA